Molecule: messenger RNA, 1656 nt
Organism: Talaromyces rugulosus
Lineage: Eukaryota; Fungi; Ascomycota; Eurotiomycetes; Eurotiales; Trichocomaceae
Exons: 8
Molecular function (GO): oxidoreductase activity
Source: RefSeq, a predicted model, not a curated record
AUGGCCGUGCAAUUCGAGCAUUUUAAUGUCCCCGGAGCACAAGUUGUGCACAGUAAUUCUUUUCCCUAUGGUCUUCAAGUAAAGAUUGAGGAAGGGAAACCACACACUCCUUCUCUUGAAGCUUCAGUGAAGGCAGUCAAGGCACUGUCCGAAUCAGGCCGUUUUUCCGAACUUCUCCAGAAGCAUGGAGCUGUUGUGCUCAAAGGAAUCGGACACCCAUCCGCCGACUCUUAUGCAAAAGUUAUCAACGCAUUAGAGACAGCUCGUGGAUCCAGGCCAUUUAUUCAGAUUGGACUUGCUGGAAAGAGAAAUAUCGUUGCAGAAAAUAUUUGGACAGCCAAUGAAGGUCCUCAAGACCGUCGCUUUUACCAGCAUAAUGAGUAUUCGAGAUAUACAAGAUUUCCUGCCAACAUCCACUUUUAUUGUGAGAAGAAAGCUCUUGAGGGAGGCGAAACGCCCAUCGCGCAUAGUGCAUUAGUGUACGAGAAGCUCGAAAAUUCCAUCCCUGAACUUGUGCAGGAAAUCCAAAAAAGAGGACUGGCAAUGAAAAUGCUCUUCCGUGCACCGGGCAAAGAAGGCACAGGGAACGAGUUCAACUGGGCCGGUGAAUUCAGCUUCGGACAGGAAUUUCUCCCUACUGAUGAUCAAGCUACCAAGAAGGCGAAGGUGGAGAAGCAAGUACGGAAGUUGACUGAUGACUUCCACUGGACAGAGGACGAUAGCAUUGAGAUCACACAGCAUAUCCCAGGAAUUCGACGGGCACCUGCAAGUGGUCACCCAGUAUGGUUCAAUGGAUUGGUUGGGCGAUUUGGCAUCACCCGUGAUAUCGGAGCUCUAGAUCCCCCCUAUAUUGGACGUGACGGUAUGACCUACUUACCAUGUGAAUAUGGUGAUGGAACACCCAUUCCUCACGAACACCUAGAAAAACUCGAGGAGAUUAUUGAUAAGCUAGAAAUCAACCUGAGCCUCGACGAAGGCGAUAUUUUGCUGGUCGACAACUUCCAGGUGUCUCAUGGUCGCAAGCCAUGGAAAGGCGAGAGGCGGAUUCUAGUUAACCUCACCACCACCGCUAAAGAAGGACAGAUUGGCGCUCCGUCCAAUACCGCGGAUAAACAGGUCUUCCACACCGAUGCAGGUGACAUAAUCUCCCUUAUUUGUCUUCAGCCUGCUGCGGAGGGAGGAGAGAGCAAGAUUGCUAGUAGCUGGUUCAACGACCCCCAAAAACCGUACACGAAGAGACCUAUCCUCUAUCAUCAACCGGCAACAGACUCGGCGCCAGAGCGCGUCCUAAUCCAAUAUGCUCGUCGAUAUUUCACAGGUUUCCUUGCGCAGCCUCGCUCGAAGAAUAUUCCACCCAUAACAGAGGCACAAGCUGAGGCAUUGGAUGCCCUGCAUUUCCUCGCAGAGAAGCACAGUGCUACUUUAAACUUUCAAAAAGGCGAUGUUCAAUAUAUAAACAAUUUAUCAAUUUUGCACGCUAGAAAUGGUUUCCGUGAUGAGAAAGGAAAGGAACGCCAUUUAUUGAGACUCUGGCUUCGUGACCCCGAAUAUGCGUGGGAAACUCCCGAACCACUGCGCCCACGUUGGAAUAAUGUGUACGAAAAUGUGAAUGUGGAGGAGCAGGUGUUCCCUGUCGAACCGAGAAUCCGCAAGACA